AAGCCGGGCGACCUGUACCUUUUCGCAUUUUUAUGUUGGGCCGCCAUUCUUUGGAUAUUAGCACGAGCUAAAACCCCUUCGGCCUUCGGGAAUUCCUUCUUGUAGGCCCAAAGGGUUGAAGAAAUAAUCGCGCUACUCUAUUUCUCCGUCUCUACCAGGGCUUCUCUUGCUCUUGGUGUUACUGACGUCAUGUUUAAGAAGCCGGCUGAGGCAAAAUCGUUCCAGCGUUUAUCUGGAGCUGAUCGUAAGAAGCUAAGAAGAAGCAUAAAAGAAAGGUUUACGCAUGCUACAGAUGCUGAUAUUGAUGAGCUAGUGCCUCCAAAGGUGGAAAUAACUGUUGCGAAGUUUCCUAAUCGAGCUCAUGUAUACUCCAUAGAAGGUGGCCUUCCAAUACUUUUCGAUGUUGAUGGUAGAGGAUCUGAGUUGUUUCCAACUGUUUUUGCACUCUGGAAAGUCCCUGAGCUGUUGCCAGCUUUUGUUCUCAAGGGUGGUGAAGUAUCUCGCUUUGUAAUCAGUGGUGCAGAUUUGAUGUUUCCUGGUAUUAGCAUACCUCCUGAUGGUCUACCUCCAUUCUUGGCUGGGCAGCCCUGGUCAGUGAAGGUUCCUGGCAACAAUGCUCCAAUUGCGGUGGGGUCUACCAUGAUGAGUUCUGCUGAAGCAGUAAAAGCCGGUUUGCGUGGUAAGGCUUUGCACAUAUUGCACUGUUACCAUGACUCAUUGUGGGAAUCUGUAGAAGGACGGCUUGUACCUAAUGCAGGGUUCUUGGAAGAUAUGGUUAUUGAGGAUCCAGCUCUAGUGGAGGUCAGCGCAGAACAAGCCUCUUCUGAAGAAGUUCACAAUGAUUCAUUCCAUCUGCAUGAUACUAAUGCUAAUGAAACACAUCAAAAAGUGAUGGAUGCAGAGGCAGCAACUCCAGAACAGAGUGCUGGUGUCUCCGCCCACAUAGAGGUUGAGGGUGAUACUGCCAGUCAGAUGACAUCAGAUUUUGACACUCUAAGGGUGGCAGAUGAGGUUUCGGCUACUGUUGCUGAAGAACAUACUGAUGAUAAAGAGCAGCAUGUGCUGUCCUCUGAGGAAAUUGACAUCCUUUUGGACAAAUGUCUUUUGCAAGCCCUGCACACUACUAUUAAAGAUAAAGAUCUUCCUAUGUCUGGAAGUGCUUUAUGGUCGAGCCAUGUCUUGCCCUGUAGGCCUGCAGGCGUGACCCUUGAUAUUAAAAAAUCAUCACACAAGAAACUCUCAAAGUGGUUGCAGUCCAAAUCUUCUGCUGGUUUGAUCUCAGCAAAGGAAGACAAGCAUAAAAAAGAGGUUGUUUUGAUUUCGGUGAACCGUACUCAUCCAGAUUAUACAUCAUUUAGGCCUGAGAAGCACAAGCCGGCUAGUGCAGUUGAGGGUUCAGAGGUCACUAGUUCACAUCAGGCAAGAACACAGCUUGACAUGGUGGAGAUCUAUAAAUCAACUACUCAUGUCAAUCCAAUCCUUGCUGCUGUUGGGGCUGAUCCUGGGAAGUACUUUUGUGCAUCAGAGGCCUCUGAAAUUGUAUUCUCAUACAUUGAAAAAGAGAAUUUGGUGAAGCCUACAAACAAGGCCAUUAUAGUUCUUGACGCUGCUUUAUGUGAUGCACUGUAUAAAGGAUCAGUGAAGAAGGGUGCAGCUUAUCCAACAGAAAUUCACAAAAAGGACUUGGGGGCAGCAUUCCUGAACAGGAUGCAAGUUCAUCAUAGGGUGACUAGAGGCAGUGAGUCCACAAUUCGAAAAGGUGCAGUUAAACCAGUUCAGAUAAUGAGCGAACGCAGGCAAGGAAAUAAGAAAGUGACAAGGGUCUCCGGCUUGGAAUCUUUCUUGAUAGAUCCAGAAUCUCUGGCUUCAGAGCUUCAGAAGAAGUUUGCCUGUAGUACAUCAGUGGCUGAACUGCCAGGUAAAAAGGGCCAGCAUGAGGUACUGGUCCAAGGUGGAGUGAUCGAUGACCUGGCCCGACAUCUCGUGGAGCAUUACGGGAUUAACAAACGAUACAUUGAAGUUCUGGACAAGACGAGGAAAUAGUGGUUUGGUGCCCGUGUUGCUGUCCACCAGUGAAGGGCAUCACAUGAUAAGAGUCAAAUCUUGCCUUGAAGCUCUUCCUACGUCAGCAAUUAAACCAUUUUCCGCAGAGCGGUUUGCUCCCCUUUCUUCGUUCCUGGAAUGAGGCAGAAAUAAACUAGGGGAAGCAUGUUGGAGGUUUGUUUCUUAAUCUUUUCUGAAGAGGAUCAGUGCUUUUCCAGUGAUAAUGAGUGACAUGCAAUUUUGUCUGUAGAUAGAGGUGAGAACAUCGUUUCGUGAUAUCUCUGUGCGAUUAAACUGUAUGUACCUGCUGUUUUGAAGAUUUGGAAAAUAUGCAAACGCUAUCAUUAGUGAGUACAUAAUGAAAUUCAGCUACUAUUUAUGCAUAUAA
This is a messenger RNA of Nymphaea colorata (pocket water lily), 2431 nucleotides long. RefSeq lists its product as uncharacterized. Gene Ontology annotation, molecular function: translation initiation factor activity. Bases 190 to 2043 code for a protein of 617 amino acids. The transcript has 9 exons. The record is from RefSeq and is a predicted model, not a curated record. Lineage: Eukaryota; Viridiplantae; Streptophyta; Magnoliopsida; Nymphaeales; Nymphaeaceae. Gene Ontology annotation, biological process: formation of translation preinitiation complex; translational initiation.